Messenger RNA from Diospyros lotus (date-plum), 2527 nucleotides. RefSeq names its product amine oxidase [copper-containing] gamma 2-like. The record is from RefSeq and is a predicted model, not a curated record. Gene Ontology annotation, biological process: amine metabolic process. The coding region runs from base 148 to 2319 and encodes 723 amino acids. The transcript has 4 exons. Gene Ontology annotation, molecular function: copper ion binding; quinone binding; primary methylamine oxidase activity. Lineage: Eukaryota; Viridiplantae; Streptophyta; Magnoliopsida; Ericales; Ebenaceae.
GAAAAAUAUCUCAAGAUUAUCUCCAGAUUCUAAGUAUCUUAAAUCUAUAAUAUAUGUAACCCAACAUAGUCAUAUAGUGUCAUAUAUGCAAGUAAGUUGGACGAGACGAGAGUGCUUCCAGUAUCACUUGAAGACGGAGAGACGGACAUGGAAGGAAAUGGCCUCGUCAGGCGCUUUUUGUUUUUCAUCUCAACCGUUAUCCUCCUCGUCCUAUUGACGUUGCUCAGCCUCCCCACCCCGCCGUCCGGCGACAAGGCCGCCGUUCUCGACUCCUCCAAGAACCGCUUCCAUCUCUACAAACCCAAACUCCUCCGCAAACCCGCCCCCCGCCACCACUCAGUCGCCGUCCCCCUCCACCCUCUCGACCCCCUCACCGUCGCGGAGUUCAACAAGGUCCGCUCCCUCCUCGCCUCUCACCCGCUAUUCCGAUCCUCCUCCACCUUCGCGCUCCACUCGGUGGCGCUCGACGAGCCGGAGAAGCAGCUUGUCGUCCGGUGGCGAAAGGGCAACCCUCUUCCACCCAGAAAGGCCGUCGUCGUGGCACGUGUCAACGACGUCUCGCACGUGCUGACCGUGGACAUUGAGACAGGAGAAGUGAACCAGGUCGAGACGGGUCCGAUCUCGGGCUACCCGAUGAUGACCAUGGAGGACAUGACGUCGGCCGGCUCGGCUCCCCUGGCGAACGCCGAUUUCAACCGUUCGAUCACUGAGCGGGGGGUCGAUCUGACGGACCUGACUUGUUUGCCGAUUUCGACGGGAUGGUACGGCAAGAGUGAAGAGAACCGGAGAGUGAUUAAGAUACAGUGCUACUCCAUGAAAGGCACUGCAAAUUUUUACAUGAGGCCAAUCGAAGGCCUCACCGUGCUUCUUGAUUUGGACACUAAGAAAGUUCUGGAAAUCACUGAUAAGGGGAGGAACAUACCGAUCCCCAAGGCCGCUAACACAGACUAUAGAUUCUCUACUUUGAAUAGCCAGCAGCAGAUGAAGCUUGUAAACCCGAUAUCCAUAGAGCAACCCAAGGGCCCGAGCUUUACUAUUGAAGAUGAUCAUCAGGUCAAGUGGGCCAACUGGGAGUUCCACUUGAAAGCCGACCCGAGAGCUGGGGUUAUUAUUUCUCGGGCGACGGUUCGGGACCCGGAAACCGGGGAGCUGAGGAGUGUGAUGUACAAGGGGUUUACGUCGGAGCUGUUCGUGCCGUAUAUGGACCCGACGGACGCGUGGUACUUCAAGACGUAUAUGGAUGCGGGCGAAUACGGGUUCGGGCUUCAGGCGAUGCCGCUUGACCCGCUUAACGAUUGCCCGAGGAACGCCUAUUACAUGGACGGCGUGUUUUCGGCCGCCGAUGGGAGGCCGUACGUCCGGUCAAACAUGAUUUGCGUGUUUGAGAGGUAUGCUGGUGACAUCGGGUGGCGCCAUUCAGAGAGUCCGAUCACCGGAAUGGAUGUUAGGGAGGUGAGGCCGAAAGUGACGUUGGUGGUGAGAAUGGCAGCUUCCGUCGCUAACUACGACUAUAUCGUCGAUUGGGAGUUCCAGACAGAUGGCCUAAUCAGAGUCAAGGUGGGACUCAGCGGCAUCUUGAUGGUGAAGGGUUCCUCGUACGACAACAUGAACCAAGUGAACCAACAAGAAGACCUCUACGGCACCCUCAUAUCGGAGAACGUGAUCGGCGUCAUCCACGACCACUACGUCACCUUCUACCUCGACAUGGACGUCGACGGCUCCGACAACUCCUUCGUCAAGGUCAACCUCCAGAAAACCUUCACUUCCCCCGGCGAGUCGCCCCGCCGGAGCUUCCUCAAAGCCGUCAGGAAUGUGGCCAAGACGGAGAAAGACGCGCAGGUCAAGCUCAAGCUCUACGACCCCUCCGAGUUCCACGUCAUCAACCCUUCCAAGCUGACCCGCGUCGGCAACCCGGUCGGGUACAAGGUGGUCCCCGCCGGCACGGCGGCGAGCCUCCUCGAUCUGGACGACCCGCCCCAGAAGCGAGGCGCCUUCACCAACAACCAGAUAUGGGUCACGCCGUAUAACCAAUCGGAACAGUGGGCCGGAGGCUUGUUUGUGUAUCAGAGCCAAGGGAAAGACACUCUGGCUGUUUGGUCGGAAAGGGAUCGGGAGAUCGAGAACAAGGACAUAGUGAUGUGGUACACAUUAGGAUUCCAUCACGUACCGUGCCAAGAGGACUUCCCAAUUAUGCCAACUGUAUCCUCGAGCUUCGAUCUGAAACCCGUCAACUUCUUCGAGAGAAACCCGAUUCUGAGGAUCCCGCCAAACACUGAUAAAGACUUGCCAAAUUGCGAAGCUGCCGCUGCUUCAGCCUGAGGAGGAGGAUAUAUCACAUAUAAUAUUAUUAUUAAAAUUAAGGAUCGAUGUGCAUAAAUAUAAUAAUUAUAGAUAUGUGUUUUGUCAUUUAGAAGAUCGGGACGCAUGCCGGCCGGGUACUGCAUCUAUGUAAUUGUUGUACCCAAUCUCGGAAUCUCUCAUAAUAAAUGAUUCGGAAUACUAAUUUGCAUGGGGAUUCGGUAUUUUA